AUGAUUGAAUAUAUCCCUUUAUUGAUGAUAUUUUCAACUUUAUAUGGAUCAAAAUGUCAAAAUCACCAGUCAAACAUUACUAAAUAUAUUUCAGAACAUUAUAUGGAGAAUAAUACAAUUAUGAUUAAUGGUAUUCUUAUGGGUAUCGGUUUAUUUAUUGGUAUUUUAACGGUAACAGUUUUAUUCAUCUAUUGUUGUAAACCUGACAGUUUAAAUAAUAGUUUGAGUAGAAUAAAAGUAUUACAUUCAAAUUAUGAUGACGCUAAUAUAUGGUCAGCAAAUUUCGAAAUAGAAGAAAUUCAAGAAGAUAACCAGAUGAAAAGUUUCAGUGAUACAGAAUAUACUACUGAAGACGUCACCAUGAAUAUAUCUACGGUAGAUAUUAGUUCCCUUCUGGAUGAUAACUCGAUGGUCAACUUAAAUAAACAUAUUUCAUAUGACAGUAACCUUCAGGAUACAUCACACCAAUGUAAAAAAGGAAUGAUAGAUUGA
This is a messenger RNA of Heterobilharzia americana, 492 nucleotides long. NCBI's taxonomy places the organism in Eukaryota, Metazoa, Platyhelminthes, Trematoda, Strigeidida, Schistosomatidae. The record is from the annotation of a GenBank genome assembly.